GGGAUAUAAAUCUGUUCAAGGUUAGAAGUGUAAUAAUUGAAUUAGCCUCCCAUGGACCAGAGUUUUCUUUAAAUAUAAAACUAUCAGCGUUUUGUAUGGAUAUCAUGAAAACAUCUUGAGAUGGGAUAAUGCUUUCUUGGAAUUAUGAAGGUUGUUAGGUGGCACCGAAAACAAAAUAACAUUUGAAUUCUCCAACAAGGGAAUAUGAGUUGUAAGCAACUUAGUUAUGUACAUACACCCGCUGGUUACUGUUACAGUCACCAAACAGUCCCGGAACGUUUGCAAAAAAUGGUCGAAAAAUGUCCUGAUCAAGACGUUUACGUAUUUCUGUAUCCAGAUGGCAGAAGAGAUUCCAUAUCUGCUGGUACGCUAUUUGAAAUGUCGAAAACUUUUGCAAAAUCUUUGAUUCAGCUUGGACUCAAGAAAGGUGAUCUAGUUGCUACAUGUCAAGCAAAUGACAAGGAUGCUCUUAUUUCUUCAUUUGGCGUCAUUUUUGCAGGAGGUAUCAUCACACACUUGCUAAUGCGAAACGAAGAUGGUACUGAUUUUCAAAACAAGCUGACUAAACUAGGUGUAAAAUAUCUAAUUCUUUAUCCUGGUGUUAAUGAAGAACAAUUUAGGGCGUGCAUGAAUUUUAUCGAUAAAAUUGACCCUGACGGAAGCGCUCGGAGCAAUAAAGUACCAUCGCUACAGGUGGUUAUUACUACUUCGCCAGUUAAGAGACAGCAAUUAUUGCAGUUGGGAGAUCUUUUAAAAGAGACAUCCAAUGCUGAUGUUACACUACCUAAACUGGAUCCGGAGGAAACAGUCGUUCUGUUUACAACGUCAGGAUCAACUGGUGAGCCCAAGUUUGUUCCACAUACACAUCAUGACGUAGAUAUCAUUGGACACCAGUUUAAAGAAUCAAUUGGUUAUAAUAUUGAUGAUGUGAUAUAUAGUGAAAGGCGUAUAGCUUGGUUAGCGGGCUUUCCUUUCAUGUUACUGCAUGAUUGUCCCAAGUUGGUGACAAUAACACAUCCUAUUGAAAACUUCACUGAACAUACUAAAUUUACAUAUGAUGCUUUGCGGAAUGAAAACUGUACCGUUGCUUGUGUUUUCCCUGCAACAGUGGUAGGUCUCCUCGAUAUGAUUUCAAGCAAGCCCGAUCGUAUGCUGUUGAAAAGCAUCCAUCUUGGUGGCCUAACAAUUGCAUCUAGUAUUAUGAAUGCCAUAGGUGUCAUUACAGAAGAAGUAACAAAUAUUUACGGUACGACUGAAGGUGGCGUAUUUACGUCGAAUCAUGUGAAAGAGAAAAAGAUGUACAUUGAGUUCAAUACAGGUAAACCUAUAGCUGGUGUUGAAAUUAAAGUCGUUGAUAAAGAGGGUUUUGUGAUUGAAAGGGGACAAACAGGAACAGUAUGUGCACGGUCGCCUUCAAUGGCCAAGUGUUACUGCGUCGAUGAAAAUACAACAUUGCCAGUUGCAAAGUCAAGCGGAUGGCUUGACACUGAAGACAUAGGUUAUGUUUCAGAAGAUGGUGAGCUUGUUGUAAUCGGAAGACAGUCCAGUACAGUGGGUAUUUUAUAUACAGGAGGAAGGUACAUGCCUGGUUUGAUGUCGUAUCUCGAGGCAUUAUUCAAACAACACCCAAGUGUCCUUGAUGUUGUUGCUUUAACGAUACCAGACGAUGUCUUUGUCGAAAUAGUUUAUUCUUGUGUAAUCCCAUUGCCUGGCAAGAAGUUAACAGCGGACGAUUUGGAGCAUUUUCGUAAGUCUAAAACGGUGCCUCUUGCAGAGGAAUGGGAAGGUUUUGAGAAGGUUAUGCUUUUUCAGUCAUUCCCAAAACUGUAUACAGGAAAAACAGAUAAACGGGCGUUGAGGAAAGUGGUCAUGCGCAGAAGAAAAGAAGAGAUUAAUAUGUAAAUUACAUUUAAGGGUUGCUUUUUAGGAAGCUUGUAUUUUAGAUUGCUUUAAAAACUAGUACUAUGUUUCAUUAUACUUAAUAUAAGGCUUUGAUCUACAAACGCCUAUUCUAUUUCUUAUUAACAAUCUUCUUCUAUGUAAUGAUAUGCUCAUUUGAGCCGUGCCAUGAGAAAACCAACAUAGUGGGUGUGCGACCAGCAUGGAACCAGACCAGCCUGCGCAUCCGCGCAGUCUGGUCAGGAUCCAUGCUGUUCGCUAACAGUUUCUCGAAUUCCAAUAGGCUUUAAAAGCGAACAGCAUGGAGCCUGACCAGACUGCGCGGAUGCGCAGGCUGGUCUGGAUCCAUGCUGGUCGCACACCCACUAUGUUGGUUUUCCCAUGGCACGGCUCAUUUAAUAAUUUCCCACAUUUACAAAAUCAAUGGAUGUUAUCCGAGUUUAAAUAGUUCCUAAUCUGCCAAUCCUACUUUCAUGAAAAAUGGAUUCAAAUGAAACCAACUUGACCUACCUAAGCAGAUUACCGAACCCACUAUCCUGGCACGGACACACAAUUGCUACAGAAUAUCACAGAACAACAAAAUUUAUAAGGAAAACAAAUCUUACACAAAUUGUCACGGUACAAGCCAUAUAAAACUGGGUAUACCGCUAGCAAAAUCAUACGUGGGUUUAAACAGAUUUAAUAGGUACCCAACCUUACUUUUGCUCUCUAAAAUUUUAAGAACACUAACUACAAACAUAAACAAAUUGUUUACUGAAGUUAUGUUUCAACUACAUAGAUAUGUAGGCAGGCAUGGCCGUACUUGGAUGAUUUUGAAUUGUACGCCAGAUAUGAGCAGCACAGCUAUGAACCAAGCAGCGAUGCUGCAAGUAUAGGGUAGGUUAGAGAAGGGGUUUCCAUCUCCCGGUGGAUUGGGAUUGUGGGGGUUGAAAAUGUUGAACAUUAGUCGGCAAGAGAUGUAUUCACUUGAUAUAUUCCAGAGGUUAUAUAUUUUGUUUGUUACGUUUAUUGUACAUAUUACAAAUAUAAUCAUUUAAAAAUCAGUUUAUAACACCAAUCAUGCUUACCGGCAGUAAUAGUGACAUUAUUUAAACGUUAAAGCUACAACUCGAGGAGCCUCGGAUAUUUUGAGGCAUACAAUCAUUUUUCGUAUAGAGUCCUAUGUAACUUAGCGGUUGAAACUGUGUGCUUCAGUAGCUUUCAAGAUCCCUGAAGCACGAUCGAUAAUUGGUCCGUAUUCAUUAAUGAAGGGCUUGGUACGGUUUACAUUGAAAAAUGGCCUUUCGUGCAAAUUGCUAAAAGAAUAAUGAUUAGUAGUAUCACCCUUACUAAAAAAUAUGUUAAGAAAUCAUGAAAAUUGUCCCUUCUACACGUCGAUUUUCAGCCUGUGCUAAAAAGAUCCACUUACGUGCUUAUUUGACGUUACGUCAAACGUUACUGAAAAGUAUAUACUAGUAUAUACGUAAUUACCGUAGUUUCAUUCCAAAUGUACUUAAAUUAUGCGGGCAAGCAUAAUAUUCCCUUGAUGAAUGAGUUCCAUAUAUUCAGCACUGAAACUGCACGAAAUGGAUAUUUUAUUACAUAAAAUCAGAAAUAACAUCACACCAUAAAGUUAACGAGGAAACAGUAAAGUAAUUUUGCUGAUUAAAAAUAGUUCCAUUAUCAACGUAUUGAAUAAUAAAUAUAUGAAAGAAAUAUAUAAAAAAUGUCCUAUAUAUUUAAGUUGUUUGAUUCAUUGACAUAUUAUUCGAUCACGUCCAUGCAAAUAUAGCCGUGCAAUAUCGAUUCCAUGGAGUCCACAAGAUGCACGUGUAUGUGAUAAUAGUACUCCUUGUGUAUGUAUUCUUAGAUUAGAGAUGUGGUACUUGUACGAGUACACGUUCGUGUAGGAUUUCAUUCAUUAUUUCAAUAAGCGUUUAUGUGCUAAAGUUUAGAACAUUCCACUUUACACACACUUUAGCCAUACACGUUCAUUUAAUCUUGGUUUGAUAGAGCCGUUGCUAGGGGGCGUGCAGGUUGUUGUACAUUGAACCAUUAGAGAAACCAUUAGCGAACAGCAUGGAUCCUGACCAGACUGCGCGGAUGCGCAGGCUAAUCUGGAUCCAUGCUGGUCGCAAACCCACUAUGUUGAUCUUCUCAUUGCGCGGCUCAAUUAUGUUUUUGGAUUUGAUCUAUUUCUCCAAAUAGUCGUUUUGUAAAUUUUAUUCAAUACACAGAUGACAUGCUGGAAAUUCUAUAGCAAAUUAUUAAAAAUUAAUGAUAAAAUGCUAGUCACGAGCCUCGCGUUUUAUUAUGUUAAUUAACUAUGAAUAAAUUCAAUAAGAAAACUGAGACUUAUGUAAGUUCCUCUAUGUAUUUCACCAACAUCCGUAAAAUUCAAGUAUAUACACUGUCGACAUUUUCCUUUCAGAUGAUUUACUCAAAUGAAUAUUUAUCAAAAUUAUGUAAUUCUGUAUUAUGUUGAACGAAUAUACAGAAUUUGAAAUUUCAGCUGUUUCAUUGAAAUCAAUGAUAAAUAGAAUGAAAAGUUGAUUGCUUCGAUGAAUUCUUUAAAGUUUGUGAUUUCAAGCAGUGUGGUUUAUAAAACUUCUAGAGUACAUGUUUUAUUAAAUUUAUGAAACCAUGUGCAGAGGCCUAAACAUGUUUUGUGAGCAUCGCUGUAGCUAGCAAACUUCUGGGACCCACGCAUAUAUUUUCUAAUUAAUGUUGAUCUGAGACGACACAUGAUAAAUACAGUACAUAAUAACUUAAAGCAUAUUUCAAUUUUGACUAAGUUACGUUCAAAAUACUGUAAAAUCAUUUAAUUUCGUUGGCAUGAAAUUUCGUGGUUUUGAUCAAAACGGCGAUUUCGCGGGGAUAUGAAUUCGUGGAUUUCAACUUUUGGUCAUCAAAUGGGAAUUUUACUUGUUCGGUGGGAUUAAAUAUCGUGGAUUGACUGAACCACGAAAUCCACGAAAAUUUGUCCCCCACGAAUAUUUAUGAUUUCAUAGUACUUCUUACCGCCGAACCGUAUAGAUCUAAUCAUUUAUCUCGACCUAUCGGAUAAAACACAGGUCUCUUAUAAAUAUUCAAUAUAGUUUUGAUAUCUCCAUACUUCAAAGAGGUGUUGUUAAAAGAACACAAAAUUGUUUCUUUAACAUGCAUAGUAACUAUAUUUUAGCAAGAUAUUUAGCUUCUAACGCUGACAAGAUGUCAGAUCUUCGAAAAAUACCCAGCAUUUAAAAAUUAAGCGGUAAACUUUACAAAUUUUGUUAUGUGAUAGAGGUGACUCUUCCCUCGUGUAUACUGUGUUUAGAUUUUCAAGCAUUGCGUCUUAUUUUAAACCUAGUGCAUAGUACUAUUCUUUUUCAUUAAAUUACAUCAUUGUAAACUGUAUGUAAUACUCCCGCACGAUAAUUCAAACGACAGCAUAUUUGUAUUAUCGUUUGAUUGUUAUGGUUCUCAUGCAACGUUGAACUCAAAAAGGUUGUCAAUGAUAGAAGUUAAGUGCAUACUGUAAUGUUAUACAAAAAUAUUUUCUGUAUUGAAACGUUUUAAUGAAGAAAAAUUAUAAUUAUCAAGCAUGUUAUCGUUUGAGUUAUCGUGCGGGAUUUAUAGUAAUUGUUUAUAUUUUCGUAUGUAAAAUUUGGAUCUAGUAUACCUUUGUGACAUGGUCUGUAGCUUGUAUCCGCUCGCGUCUUUGAAUGUUUGAAACCCCGGAUGAGAUGUCUAUCUUUAAAUGCGAGCUUAUUGGUGCUUGUGUCAUAUGGUGUGGCUGAUGGUAGGGAACAACUACUUUAAGUUUGAAUCAAAUCUAUUAGUAAAAACAGAGAUAUGGUGAAAAAUCAUCAAAAUUAAACUGAAAUUCUACAUAAAAAGGGGACAUAAUUCAUGAAAUAUUGGUGGAAAAGUUAUAGCCCUUGUGUCAUAUGAUGUUCGUGGUGAUUUGGAACAACUACUUGAAGUUUGUAUCAAAUCCAUUUGGUAAUAACAUAGAUAGAGUAAAAGCGCAUCAAAACUUUACCUGAAAAUUUAAGUAAAAAUGAAGAUAAUUAAUAAAAUAUUAGUGUCAGAGUUAUGGCCCUUCAGUCAAAUGCUGUGGGUGAUGAUAUGGAACAACUUUUUUUAAGUUUGAAUCAAAUUUGUUUAGUAAUAACUUAAAAGUGAAUGUGCACCAAAACUUUAACCAGAAAAUUCCAAGUUAAAAGGGGGGACAAUUCAUGAAAUAUUGAUUUGAGAGUUAUGACCCUGUUGUGUCAUAUGAUGUGCGUGAUGAUGUGGAACAACUGCUUCAAGUCUAAAUAGAAUCUUUUCUGUAAUUAUAACAGAUAUAUAGUGAAAAUGCGUCAAAAUUAACCUUCAAUUCUAAGUAAAAAGGGGGCAUAAUUCAUAAAAAGUUGGUGCCAGAGUUAUAGACCUUGUGUCAAAUAAUAUGGGUGCUGAUGUGAAACAACUACUUUAAGUUUAAAUAAAAUACAUUCAGUAAUAACUGAGAUUGAGUGGAAAGCAUCAAAACUUUAACCAAGGUGAGGAUGCGGUAGGACGCCAAUGCCGUAUUGAAUAGGACAGCUCAGUCGAGCUAAAAAGCGACCAACUGGAACAGAGGCUAUACAAUGAUUGUACUUAAUUUUUCAUGUUGUAAUCAAAUGUUAACUUACUAGUUAUAUCAUCAGUGUUUAAUCUAUGAAUAAAUUCCAUGCUUUCUUUUCA
Mercenaria mercenaria is the source of this 6588-nucleotide messenger RNA. RefSeq lists its product as uncharacterized. The transcript has 3 exons. The record is from RefSeq and is a predicted model, not a curated record. Bases 205 to 1902 code for a protein of 565 amino acids. NCBI's taxonomy places the organism in Eukaryota, Metazoa, Mollusca, Bivalvia, Venerida, Veneridae.